Molecule: messenger RNA, 1223 nt
Organism: Onychostoma macrolepis
Lineage: Eukaryota; Metazoa; Chordata; Actinopteri; Cypriniformes; Cyprinidae
Product: zinc-alpha-2-glycoprotein-like
Exons: 5
Coding region: 114-1208 (364 amino acids)
Biological process (GO): immune response
Cellular component (GO): external side of plasma membrane
Source: RefSeq, a predicted model, not a curated record
GUAGUGCACCGAGCUGGUUUGCCAAUCCCAAAGAAGAAGAUUCUCACCUUUCGCCAGAUGUGUUGUAAUGGCGCUGUAGCACACGUGCGGGCGCGGCCCGUAAAAACGUCGAAAUGGACUUUUUUUGUACACUCAUUUUGAUUUUCUUGGAGUAUAUACUCCAUGUUCAGUGCGAGAGACACUAUCUCCAGUUUGUUUACACCAUCCUCACCAAACCUGAUGGGUUCUCCGGUCCUGUGUUCAGUGCAGUGGGUCUGUAUGAUGACAGACAGAUCUCUUCCUACAGCAAUGAAGAAGGAACCUGGAAAAGAGACUGUUUGGAUGCAGAAAUCUGGAGAGACACCGAAGAACCUCAUGAUUCUAGAGACUGGUUCAUGAAUCUGGUUAACACUCUGACAAACUGCACAAGCUCCAGAUGUGAUGGCCUCCAUACACUCCAGAGGAGAGUCGGCUGUGAGGUGGAUAUGAAUGUGAAUGCAUUUGACGAGUAUGGAUAUGAAGGAGAGGACUUUAUUGCCUUUAAUUAUUCCACAUUGCAGUGGGUUGAUAAAAGUCCAAAGGCAAAAGAAACCAAAAUGAAAUGGGUCGCUGACAGAUUUCACAAUCAGCAUCUCCAGUCGUACCUCAACAGCUGCAUGGACUGGAUCUCAAUAUAUAAUGCUUCGAUAAGCACUCCUCCAGUUCUUCACAUGUUUACAUCUGCAGCUCCUCAAGACCAAAGCGAGCUGAUUCUGAGCUGUCUGGCCACUGGCUUCUACCCCAAACACAUAGAGAUGAACAUCACACUAAACAACAUUACACUCCAACCCUUCAGCUCUACUGGAGUCAGACCCAGCGAUAACCAAACCUUUCAGAAGAGAACCAGCGUGAAGAUACACAGAGAUGAGAAACAGAGUUAUGAGUGUCGUGUCCUUCACAGCGGCCAGACAUUUACAACAUCAUGGGAUGGAAGUCUGGAAUCUAGAAGUCAUGAUUGGGCCGCUGUAGCUGCAGGUGCUUUUGCGAUUGCAGUUCUAUGCAUUAUGCCUUUAAUCUACAAAAACAGAAGGUUCAGUGGUGAGUUUAUAUUAAUUAAAGGAAUAAUUGACCCAGAACUGAAAAUUGUCAUUAUUUACUCGCCCUCAUAUUAUUCCAUAUUAUUCAUAUUAUACACAAAAAUAGAUAUUUUUGAUGAACAGUCACAACUGCAAACAGGACAAACAUUAUAACAGCAUGUUUCAAAU